CGCCGGCCGCGCGCCAUGGACGAGGCACGAGUGCGUGACCGCGCGCCUCUCACAGUCAUAGUCGCCCCGAGCAACGCUUCGCCCCCCAGGCUAUCCCCAGCCGACCUUUUACCCGACGGCGAUGCGGCGUUCCACCCGCUGUCUGCCGUCAACGGGCGCCUGACCCCGCCGGGCCUCGAACCUGCCUCUUACGCGACCCUCACACCUCUACUCCCUUUGCCGCCCAUCAGCACAGUCUCCGACAAGUUCGCUUACCAUGCCGGGGGCACUUUCACUGUUAUUCAACAGCAGCAGUCCUACGCGUCGUUAUCACCAGCUCCGUACAAUGAACCUUUAUCGCCACAAUCCGCAUACAGCAGACGAAGUGCGUCGCCGAAUUCUUUCGAGAGGCGAUCGCCGACGCCGCCUUUACCUAGUCCGGGCCUGGACCUCAAUGCUGCCCUCAUGGCGAGAGAAGAGCAGCAACAACAGCAGCAGCAGCAGCAACAGCAACAAGCGCAGAACGAUACAGAAGAGAUAAACACGAAGGAGUUAGCUCAAAGGAUAAGUGGAGAGUUGAAGAGGUACUCGAUCCCUCAGGCGAUAUUCGCGCAGAGGGUGCUGUGUCGAUCACAAGGGACGCUAAGCGAUUUGUUAAGAAAUCCAAAGCCGUGGUCCAAACUAAAAUCGGGGAGGGAGACGUUCAGAAGGAUGUGGAAAUGGCUGCAGGAGCCGGAGUUCCAGAGGAUGUCUGCGCUAAGGCUCGCAGCGGCCCAGAUUCCACAGAGAGGCAGUUGCAAGCGCAAGGAGGACAUGGGUACGGAUACCAUGCCUUCCCCGAAGAAGCCCCGUUUGGUUUUCACAGACCUCCAGCGGCGUACUCUACAGGCUAUUUUUAAGGAAACAAAGAGGCCGUCGAAAGAAAUGCAAGUAACCAUAGCGAGACAAUUAGGAUUAGAACCUACAACCGUCGGUAACUUCUUCAUGAAUGCCCGAAGGCGUUCUAUGGAUAAGUGGAAAGACGACGAUGCACCGUCUGAGUUAGAUCAGCAACUAGACGCCGAUGGUCUAGACCAUGUGCCCAGUCUAGAUUCAGGUGAAUCUGAGGAGGAUCACGACGAUCAGGACGAUCAUCUCUUGUGA
Molecule: messenger RNA, 1122 nt
Organism: Amyelois transitella
Lineage: Eukaryota; Metazoa; Arthropoda; Insecta; Lepidoptera; Pyralidae
Gene: onecut
Product: hepatocyte nuclear factor 6-like
Exons: 4
Coding region: 16-1122 (368 amino acids)
Biological process (GO): regulation of transcription by RNA polymerase II
Cellular component (GO): nucleus
Molecular function (GO): DNA-binding transcription factor activity, RNA polymerase II-specific; RNA polymerase II cis-regulatory region sequence-specific DNA binding
Source: RefSeq, a predicted model, not a curated record